Messenger RNA from Naumovozyma castellii, 465 nucleotides. RefSeq names its product cytosine deaminase (gene FCY1). Lineage: Eukaryota; Fungi; Ascomycota; Saccharomycetes; Saccharomycetales; Saccharomycetaceae. The transcript has a single exon. The record is from RefSeq and is a predicted model, not a curated record. The coding region runs from base 1 to 465 and encodes 154 amino acids.
AUGUCAGCUGGUCAAUGGGAUAAAUUAGGAAUGGAUAUUGCUUUCGAAGAAGCUGCCAACGGUUACGCUGAAGGUGGUGUUCCCAUCGGUGGUUGUCUGAUCAAUAACAAGGAUGGUAAAGUUUUGGGUCGUGGUCACAAUAUGAGAUUCCAAAAGGGCUCUCCAACUUUACAUGGUGAAAUCUCCACAUUGGAAAACUGUGGGAGAUUGGAAGGGAAAGUUUAUAAGGAUACCACCUUAUACACUACUUUAUCUCCUUGUGAUAUGUGUACUGGUGCCAUCUUGAUGUAUGGUAUUCCACGUGUUGUCAUUGGUGAAAGCGUCAACUUCAAGAGUCCAGGUGAAGCUUAUUUAGCAUCAAGAAACGUUCAAGUUGUACAAAUGGAUGACGAAAGAUGUAAGACUAUUAUGAAGAAAUUUAUUGAUGAAAGACCACAAGAUUGGUUCGAAGAUAUUGGUGAGUAG